AUGGACGUUUUCAAAAUCGACCAGUCGCUGAGCGCGGGUCUGGGUAGCGCCCCGGCGCCGGACACCCUUACGCCGGAAGUGUCGUUCGACGCUGGUAGCGAGUUCAAUCUGAGCUUCUUCGACGGUCCGGAGGAGAACAGUACCCAAGGCUUCAGCGAUCCUGGUUCCGUUGGUAGCGCCAGCGCAUCGCCCCCGCCAGGAACACCGGCCAGCAUCCCCGUAAAUCCUUCGAACGCUGCCCUACCGAUUGUCCAAGUGCCCCCUGGCAUCGUCAUUAAACAAGAUUCGCCAUCGACACGUUUAUCUGUUGUCGUUAGCUGUCGUUCCCUCCUCCUCGUGGACGCUUUUACAAAAGGUUACGAUACAAAUUGGAAAGGUCGCCGAGCGGUUUGCGAUAUUCGCGAUUCAUCUGGCGAGCACAAUGCCAUCAGGCAGCGGCGCAAAUGCAACGCGGAGCCCCGCGUUCACUACCGAUUUCUCUUUCAAUUGA
Messenger RNA from Heterotrigona itama, 490 nucleotides. The record is from the annotation of a GenBank genome assembly. Lineage: Eukaryota; Metazoa; Arthropoda; Insecta; Hymenoptera; Apidae.